Protobothrops mucrosquamatus (brown spotted pit viper) is the source of this 3026-nucleotide messenger RNA. It is a transcript of the gene PLCL1, whose product is annotated as phospholipase C like 1 (inactive). Gene Ontology annotation, molecular function: phosphatidylinositol-4,5-bisphosphate phospholipase C activity. The coding region runs from base 16 to 3009 and encodes 997 amino acids. The transcript has 5 exons. The record is from RefSeq and is a predicted model, not a curated record. NCBI's taxonomy places the organism in Eukaryota, Metazoa, Chordata, Lepidosauria, Squamata, Viperidae. Gene Ontology annotation, biological process: lipid metabolic process; intracellular signal transduction.
GUCUCCUUCAGCAGCAUGCCCUCAGAAAAGAAAAUAAGUAGUGCAAGUGACUGCAUCAGCUUCAUGCAAGCUGGCUGUGAACUGAAAAAAGUCCGACAAAACUCUCGUAUUUAUAAUAGAUUUUUUACUCUUGACCCUGAUUUGCAGGCACUUCGCUGGGAACCCUCUAAAAAGGAUUCAGAGAAGGCAAAACUUGAUAUUUCUGCAAUUAAAGAGAUCAGAUUAGGGAAGAACACGGAAACAUUCAGAAACAAUGGACUUGUGGAUCAGAUUUCGGAAGACUGUGCCUUUUCCAUAAUUCAUGGAGAAAAUUAUGAAUCCCUAGACUUAGUUGCCAAUUCAGCAGAUGUGGCCAACAUUUGGGUAUCAGGUUUACAGUACCUGGUUUCUCGUACUAAGCAAUGUUUGGAUUUGAUAGAGAGUAGCCAAAAUACUCCACGGUUUGCUUGGCUUACCUCUGUAUUUGAAGCUGCAGAUGUUGAAGGCAAUGGGAUUAUGUUGGAGGACACAGUUGUAGAAUUAAUAAAACAGCUGAACCCAGCCUUAAAAGAGUCCAAAAUCAGAUUAAAAUUUAAGGAGAUUCAAAGGAGCAAAGAGAAACUAACAACUCGUGUAACAAAAGAAGAAUUUUGUGAAGCAUACACGGAGCUUUGUACAAGACCUGAAGUUUAUUUUUUGCUAGUACAAAUAUCUAAAAACAAAGAGUAUGUAGAUGCCAAGGACCUUAUGCUUUUUUUAGAAGCUGAGCAAGGGGUUGCAGGUAUCACUGAGGACGUUUGCCUCGAUAUCAUUCGUAGAUAUGAAUUUUCACAGGAAGGGCAGUUGAAGGGUUUCCUUGCAAUCGAUGGAUUUACACAAUAUUUGUUGUCUCCAGAAUGUGAUAUUUUUGAUACCACACAUAAGAAGGUUGUUCAAGACAUGACCCAGUCUUUAUCACACUAUUAUAUUAACUCAUCUCACAAUACUUAUUUGAUAGAAGACCAGGUCCGAGGGCCAGCAGAUAUCAAUGGCUAUAUCAGGGCACUGAAGAUGAGCUGUAGAAGUAUCGAACUGGAUGUUUGUGAUGGGCCAGAUAAUGAGCCCAUCAUUUGUAACUGUAAUAAUAGGGCAUCACCUUUGUCCUUUAAAUAUGUAAUUGAAGUAAUCAACAAAUUAGCCUUUGUUUCUUCAGAGUAUCCUCUUAUUCUCUGCUUGCAAAACCACUGCUCUAUACAGCAGCAGAAAAUCAUGGCUGAACAUAUGAAGAAGACUUUUGGGACCAAACUGUACACAGAUGCACCACUAGUAUCAGAAACGUAUCUGCCAUCUCUAGAGAAACUGAAAAUGAAGAUUAUUAUCAAAGGAAAAAGACUGCCUUAUGGUAAGGAUUUAUUAGAAGGAGAAAUCACAGAUGAAGAUGAAGAAGCUGAAAUAUCUCGCAGAAAGUCUGAAGAAUAUUUAGGGGACCCAAAAAUGUCCUGGCUAUGCAAAGAGCUUUCUGAUCUUGUAACUGUAUGUAAAUCAGUGCAAUUCAAGGAUUUUGAGAACUCAAUGAAAAAUCAGAAUUAUUGGGAAAUGUGUUCCUUCAGUGAAGGAGAAGCCAGUAAAAUUGCAAAUGAAUGUCCAGAAGACUUUGUCAAUUAUAAUAAGAGAUUUCUGUCUCGAAUAUAUCCAAGUGCCAUGAGAAUAGAUUCCAGUAAUGUAAACCCACAAGACUUUUGGAACUGUGGUUGCCAGAUAGUGGCAAUGAAUUAUCAAACACCGGGGCCAAUGAUGGAUUUACAUACUGGAUGGUUUCUACAGAAUGGGGGUUGUGGUUACGUCCUUCGACCUUCUGUUAUGCGAGAAGAGGUGUCUUACUUCAGUGCAAACACAAAAGGCAUCGUCCCAGGGGCUUCCCCACAAGUUUUACAUGUCAAAAUCAUCAGUGGACAAAACUUUCCAAAGCCCAAAGGAGCCUGUGCCAAAGGGGAUGUCAUAGAUCCUUACGUGUGUCUAGAAAUCCAUGGUAUUCCUGCAGACCGUACAGAGCAGAGGACUAAAACUGUUCAGCAGAACAGUGAUAAUCCUAUUUUUGACGAGAGUUUUGAGUUUGAGAUCAACUUGCCAGAGCUUGCCAUGAUCCGUUUUGUAGUCUUGGAUGAUGAUUAUAUUGGUGAUGAAUUCAUAGGCCAAUAUACGAUUCCCCUGGAAUGUUUACAGUCAGGCUAUCGACACGUACCUCUGCGCUCCUUUGUAGGGGACAUCAUGGAGCAUGUUACACUUUUUGUGCACAUUGCAAUAACUAACCGGAGCGGUGGAGGGAAGGCCCAAAAGCGUAGGCUGACGGCUAGAAUAGGAAUGAAAACUAGAGACUAUACUAUGCUGAGGAACACAAGCCUUAAGAUUAUAGAUGAUAUCUUUAAGCUAGCAGUACACCCACUGAGAGAAGCAACUGACCUGAGGGAGAACAUGCAGAAUUCCAUUCUCUCUGUGAAAGAACUUUGUGGCCUCCCACCGAUUACAAGUCUGAAGCAAUGGAUUUUGACCUUGGUUUCACGGCUUGUGAACAGUGACAGUGUCCCUUCAGUAGCGCUCUGCAUGAAGGACAACUUUCCUUAUCUAGAACCAUUGGGAACUCUGACAGAUGUGCAGAAGAAGGUUCUAGCUGCUUAUGACCAGAUGAUUCAAGAGAGCAAGUUUCUUGUAGAAACAGCAGAUACUGUAUACGACAAAAUCAUUCAGUGUCAGAAAGCAGGCAUGGAGCUCCAUGAAGAACUACAUAACUUAGGAACAAAGGAAGGCUUGAAAGGAAGAAAACUCAGCAAAGCAAUUGAGAGUUUUGCAUGGAAUAUCACUGUGCUGAAGGGACAAGGGGAUCUACUGAGGAACGCCAAAAAUGAAGCCAUAGAAAAUAUGAAGCAGAUCCAGCUGGCUUGUUUAUCAUGUGGACUGAGCAAAAGUGGAAGUGGGAACUCGGAUGCCAAGGCUAAGCGAGGUCCUGAGCCAAUCGAAAAAAAAGAGACAAGCAGUGAGAAUGCCAGGCUCUGAACAAAGCCAACGGUGUC